Cryptosporidium ubiquitum is the source of this 582-nucleotide messenger RNA. RefSeq lists its product as uncharacterized. NCBI's taxonomy places the organism in Eukaryota, Apicomplexa, Conoidasida, Eucoccidiorida, Cryptosporidiidae. The coding region runs from base 1 to 582 and encodes 193 amino acids. The transcript has 2 exons. The record is from RefSeq and is a predicted model, not a curated record.
AUGGGAAACAAAAUAUCCAUUGAUGAUUCAAUAUUUGAACUCAAAUUACAGAAGAAGGAGCUGGAGAGACAAUACAAUAAGAGGGACAGAGAUUCAAAAGCAGAAAGGAAGAAGGCCAAGGAUGCAUUAAUUUCUGGAAAAGCGGAACUAUCAAAGAUUUAUGCAGAAAACUCAUUGAGAAUGCAAGAAGAAUGUAGAGAACUUCUCUUAAUGGUUUCUAAGCUUGACAGACUUUGUGCCAGACUGGAAAAAGCAUCAUCAAAGGAAAAAAUUUCAAAACAGCUUUUAGAUAUUAUUCCAAGACUGAAAAAGCAACUUUCGGAAGAGGGAGUUAUGGGAUACUCAAAUAUGGGCAAGAUCAAAGAAAUUACCCAGUUGCUUAGUAUUAUCGAAGAUUCUCAGCCCGAAAUGGUUGGAGAAAAUGCGGGGAAGGAAAAAUGCAUGCAUACAGAAGAUUCGGUUGAAAAACUGUUGGACGAACUUAUAAAUGAGCAUGCCAUUGAAAUUGACCUGGCUAUUUCCUCUAAAACUGAGAUUACAGAGUUACUAGAAAAAAAAUCAAGGAACAAGGCUACUGAUUGA